AUGAAAGAGAUCUUUUAUGAUUAUAAAUUAUAUUUAUACGCCUAUUACGGCGUACUAAAAGAUUUCAAACGUGUUUUUAAAGAAGAAUAUAUAUUUGUGGAUUCUUUAAUAUCUUGUGUUCUUAAUGGAUCAAAAUUGAAUGUAGAUUUUGCUGAAUAUAUGUAUAAAAAUUUUGGGUUUAAUAAUUCAGAAGUAGUAACAUCUUUAAUAAAAGGGGGUAUAUAUUUUGAAGAUAUGGGAAAAAUUAAUCAUUUAUUACCAAAAAUAAAACAUGCUGAAAAUUUAAUAAAAUAUCCAGAUUUAAAAAAUCAAUUAUCUAUAUAUUUCUCUUUGAAAAAGGAUAAACAUAAUUUUGAUAAAUUGUCAUUAAAAGAAAUAAGUCCAGUUCUAAUAAAUUUGAUAAAAGCAGGUAUGGUGCCUAAUUAUACUGAUUUAACUAUAGAAAGAAAAGAAAUAGACUUCCAGUACACUAAUUUAUAUUUAAUAACAGAUAGUUAUAAGUUAGACCCUGAUGUCACGUUUAAGUUAAAAUAUUUAAAAUAUAUCGAAGAUAUAAUGCCGGAUGAAGACGCAGAUGUUGAUGAAGAUAUAUUAGAUUUUAUUGAAGAAGAUUUAACCAGAAUAUAUUAUCUAGACCGAUAUAAUGUAUGUAAUUUUUUAACUGGAAAUGAAUACUACAACAGUGAAUUUGAAACAUUUGAUAAAAAAGAUAUACUCAAUAAUUCCAAUUUAGCUAUAUACUGUUUUAAAAGAAAAAUACAUAUGGAUUAUUGUAUAUCAAGAUUUAUAACUGUAGCUCCUAAACAAGCUAAAUAUUUAAUAGAGAAAUACAAUCCUGUGUUAUUAAGCAGUAAUCGAAAUUAUAAUUUAUUUAAAUACUUAAAAAUAGAUAAAAAGUAUUAUCAUUCAAUUAUGUAUAGAACUCUAACUAUUCCUUGGACUUAUGAACAGUCGUUUUUUGAUGAUUAUUUAACAGAAGCAGAAUUUAUUGAUUAUGAAGUAUUUAAAUUAAGCAAAAAAAUAGUUAACAAUAAAUUCAUAAAAAAUAUAAAAAAUUCUAAUAAAAAAAUAUGUAAAUACCUUGAUUUAAAAAAUAUGAAAUUCUUGCCUAAACCAAUUGAAAUUAAAAAUGUAAAUUAUGAUAUAAAUAUAGAUUUAUCUGUUUAUUAA
Messenger RNA from Hemisphaericaspora subhashii, 1170 nucleotides. RefSeq lists its product as uncharacterized. The record is from RefSeq and is a predicted model, not a curated record. The transcript has a single exon. Lineage: Eukaryota; Fungi; Ascomycota; Pichiomycetes; Serinales; Debaryomycetaceae. The coding region runs from base 1 to 1170 and encodes 389 amino acids.